AAGGAAACUGCCGACGGCCACCCGACUUUUCUGCGAUAAUUGGUAUUUUUAUUUAUCCACUAUCCGGCAUUAUGAAACGGCAUCGAACAAUCACUUCGACGAAACCAACGGGUGUCCCUGCCACCAACACACGACCCGUUCUCCGAUCCUCCACUCGUUUCAACCAGAUCGUGCCAACAUCCCCCGCAGCUCUGUCCUACAAAGAUCUGAUCAAGGUGGUCGGCGUGGAUCCGGAGUCGAAUCCUUUGUACUGGCGCAAAGCGAUCGAUCACUCGGCGGAGACUGUGGUCUUCUUCCAAGUGGAUCUGCGCGGCACACUGCCCCGCAUGUGCAAGAGCGUGCGCAUCUGCCACGAGGCCGGGGACAGGCAGCGGCUGAUCCCGCGCAUGUAUAUCGGGGAGACGCUGCUCAGUGGAGAUUAUGUGAAGACAAUCAUCGGCAAGCGAUAUCUGGCUGACGAGGACGAUCUCAUGAAGCUACUGGAGCACGCGGGAGUGUUGAAGGAGAGCGAGGAGCCGGUUGUGGAACAACAGGAUGAGGAGAACAAUGAUGAUAACGUCUGGUGUGGCGCGGAAAGCGAAGAUGGCGCUGCUAGUCCGCAGCCUAUACCAAAGCGAGCAAAAUUUGGCGAGAAAAUGCAACCACAACCUGGACCAACCGCAUGGACCAUGUAAGAAGAGGCCGGAUGUGAUCACCCUCAUUCCGUGGAAGCGCGGAAAACCGCUGGCAUUGGAUGUUACUUGC
Molecule: messenger RNA, 744 nt
Organism: Paramacrobiotus metropolitanus
Lineage: Eukaryota; Metazoa; Tardigrada; Eutardigrada; Parachela; Macrobiotidae
Exons: 2
Coding region: 72-674 (200 amino acids)
Source: RefSeq, a predicted model, not a curated record